This is a messenger RNA of Anguilla rostrata (American eel), 7062 nucleotides long. Its product is annotated as carboxyl-terminal PDZ ligand of neuronal nitric oxide synthase protein-like. NCBI's taxonomy places the organism in Eukaryota, Metazoa, Chordata, Actinopteri, Anguilliformes, Anguillidae. Bases 411 to 2564 code for a protein of 717 amino acids. The transcript is spliced from 12 exons. The record is from RefSeq and is a predicted model, not a curated record. Gene Ontology annotation, molecular function: nitric-oxide synthase binding.
CCGAUUUAUCCGCGUCCGAGAUGUCUGUAUGUGUCCCAGUCAUGGCGCUGCUAUGAGAAGACAAGCGUAAACAUAGGGACGUUGAAGUAUUUUAGCUGAGGAAAAGGGAGAAAGCACGAGAUUAUCGAAUGGGAAUGCGUGCUUUCGCCGAGACCGGGGUCGAAGUGCAGGCUACUUCUAGCAUGUUAUUAUAUUGAGGAAAAAAACGAGAGGAUUGGUGCGCUACGUAGUAGUUGUUGUAAAGUUACGUUUGUGGACGGUGUGUUUUAUUAUAACGGCGCGUUUUGGAGAGACUAAGGAGGACGGUGCAAUGUGGAGUUUCGAAGUAGGGAACCUGACAUCGUGGGAUUGAUCUGGUUGAACUGAUUUAAUUAUCUUGCCAGUUUGAACUCUGAUGUAACUCGGCGACCAUGCCUGGGAAAACCAAGUACAAUUUAGUCGAUGAUGAUCACGAUUUAAGGAUUCCUAUGCACAACGAGGAAGCUUUUCAACAUGGGGUCAAUUUCGAAGCUAAGUACAUUGGUAGUCUGGAUGUGGCGCGACCGAAUAGCCGAGUUGAGAUUGUGGCUGCAAUGAGGAGGAUAAGGUAUGAAUUCAAAGUGAAGAACAUCAAGAAGAAGAAAGUCAACAUAAUUGUCUCUGUGGAUGGCGUCAAGGUGGCCAUGCGGAAGAGGAAAAAAAAAAAGGAGUGGACUUGGGACGAGAGUAAAAUGAUGGUGAUGCAGGACCCUAUUUACAGGAUAUUCUACGUUUCGCACGACUCCCAGGAUUUGAAAAUCUUCAGUUAUAUAGCGAGAGAUGGGCAGAGCAACGUAUUCCGCUGCAAUGUCUUCAAAUCGAAAAAGAAGAGCCAGGCCAUGCGGAUUGUACGGACAGUGGGCCAGGCGUUCGAGGUGUGUCAUAAACUGAGCCUUCAGCAUACUCAGCAGAAUGCUGAUGGACAGGAGGACGAAGACAGCCAGAAGGCCAGCAGCAACUCUACACCAGCUCGGCAGUUAACAGGUGCAGAGAAAAAGGCGGCCGAGGAGACUGAUAUUGAUGCAGAGGAAGCGCCUCUGUCAGACAGUAUGGUGGAUGAGUGCAACCGGGGAGUCACUGACCUGGACGCAGCCAAAGAGGAGGAGGAGGAGGAGGAUAUUGACAAAGACGGGAAGGUUUCGGGUGGUGUUAUCCUGGUGGGGUCCCCCAAAAUGCUCCUACCUUCCUCCAGCCAGCUGCUCACGGGCACCCCGCUGUCCCUCCACCACCAGAUCCAGCUCCUCCAGCAGCAACUUCAGCAGCAGCAACAGCAGACGCAGGUGGCCGUAGCCCAGGUUCAGCUGUUGAAAGACCAGCUCUCGGCAGAGGCGGCAGCGCGGUUGGAGGCUCAGGCUCGGGUCCACCAGCUCCUCCUGCAAAAUAAGGACCUCCUGCAGCACAUCUCCCUCCUGGUCAAACAGGUCCAGGACCUAGAGCUCAAGCUCUGUGGACACAGCUCCAUGGGUUCCCAAGACAGCCUGCUUGAGAUCACGUUUCGUGCCAACGUACCGCCAGUGCUGUGUGACCCCAACACUCCUCAUCCGGAGGACACCGGACUGCCACCCUUUUCCAACGGGACCCAGCUCCACCUGCCUCUGGGCAGCCCGAUAGAUGACCAAAGCGUGUUCGAGAAUUCCAUCGCCGCCCGACCAGCAAAGCUUCAGAACGGCGCCUCAUCCCCGCACCAGCAGGCUGGCGCGCCUGUCCCUGCAGGCGGGGUGGCAGAUGGCGGCACCGGCCUUAAAACGGGGGGCAGCCAGCAUCUGAAGAACGCCCUCAAUCUAGGGAAGGUCAUGGGCGCCAAGGUGAACGACCUGCUCCGCCGCAGAGACACAGGGAACCUGGGCGUCGUCGGGGUGACGGAGGUGAACAGGAGCGCGGAGGCCGUGUGGUCCUGCAUCGAGAGCGGCACCCAGGGCAUUGUGGGAAACAGUCAUGUGACAAUGGACUCCUUCCCCCGCCUGGACCCGCCCCCUUCCACCAGUAAGAAACGCCUCCCUCGUGCUCUGACUACCACCCAGGACAUGAUGAUCUCUUCCUCGCCUGUGGUGGCCACACCCUGCGUCUCUGAGUCCUCCUAUAUGGCAUCGCCUAAAAAAAUGCCCCUCAUCCGGAGGGCAGGGUCCACUGAACAGCUGGAGAAUGACGGAGAGGAGGCGGGGGAGGGACCAGAGAAAGAUCCUGCACUUUUUGCUAUGGAUUGCAAGGUUACAGCAGAAGAUGGACCUCCCUCCAAUGACACAUCUCUUAGCCUAGAGGGACCAGGGGAGCAGAAGGUGGAAGAGGAGGAAGAGGAUGACCUAUCCCAGCUCCUGCUCUCAGUGCCAGACCUUAUCCACAAGGACAUACUGGACCCAAAGCAAAAUCCUGGAAGCCCAGAGUCAUGGGGAGCCUCCAUACCCCACCCAGAGAAUGCAGGCUUCUGCAUCACCCUGAAUGAUGACAAUUUCCUGGGGGAUGGGUCCCUGGACUCAGGGGUGUCCAGAUUGACGCCUCUCAGUGCUGACAAGGAGGACCCUCACCCAGACCUGCUGUCCUUCGAGUAGAGUAACUGCCGUGGCUGGUAGAACUGGGAGAGAAUUUCAUGUAUCCAUGUCCUCACAUGACUUUCUGCUUCCUGUUUGACCUCCUUUUUAUGACUUCCUCUUUAUUAGCUGCUGUUUAUGACUUCCUGCUUCACUUCCUGUUUAUGAUUUCCUGCUUUAUUUGCUGUUCCUGACUUCCUGUAAGCUCUGCAGUGGUAGAGUAGAGUGAGGGGGUUGCCUUAAAUGGAGUUACUGUAACUCGAUAACACCAGUUUGCCUUGAUAAAAACGAUUGCACUCGUUAGAUUCCACUUCUGCAAAAUGGAGUGGGGAUGCUAUAGACAGACCAAAGUCACUUUUAUCAAAGCUCAAAGGAAAGUACAAAUUCCUUGAUCUACUGUAACACCUAAAACCAUUGUGUCCAGAAAAGUAGUGUCCAUGUGUUCAGUGGCCUUUUUUUGAGUGAAGAAUUUAAGAUUGUGAAUCGUGUUCAAAAAAUGUGGUGCCUGAAACUUCUUUUCUGUAAUAAUCCGAUUUUUAUCCUAGGGUAUUAACUAAAAUAAUGCAAACCCAUAUAAAAACAUAACAUGAAAUAUACCUUCUUUGAGCACGAAGCAGCAGUGAAAAACGUAAAUCUCUGUAUUCAAUAAUAAUUAAGUUUUCAUGUGAAUCUGGAUAAAACCUCAAAUCUGUACCCCAUGUCGUCCGUUAACAUAAUUCUCUGACCGACAGGAACGGAUUACAGAGCCUGUACUAUUUUAGGAAGCAUUUGUUUUCACCUGGGUAUUUUUAUUAUUUGUUCCUUUCGUCACUGCCCGGUGCUGCUUAUUCAUGCGGUAAGACCGCCGAUUGUUAAGACGUUUGUUUGUUUCACGGCUCCAUCGACAGUCAUUACACCUAAUCCCUAUCAGCCCCUUCCAGGGACAAAGCCUUUUCUUAAAAACCGCUGCCACGCCAGGGCUCCUCCUAUGGUUUUUUUGUUCUUUUUCUUUUUCCAUUUACCAGUGUUAUAACCCAAUGGACAGAGACAGCAGGGGUGCAUUGUCAGACUGAAUACAGGGAAAGGCUUAGUUCAGGCCUGCGUAAUAGAAAUGCACAGAGUAAAGGGGUUCCUUCCAGUCCUGGGCUGCUGGCUUGGAAAAAUAACAAUGUUGUUUUUCACAUCUCAUUGAAAUUACAAGGUCAGCUGUAAGAGAAAUUAUUAUUUUGCUUAGCCCGAGAACUGCAGGAAGUGUUGCAUCACUUUGAUAAUGGAUGAACCUAUCCCCUUAAAAUUUUUAAAGGGUAAAGCUACGUAGUGGUGUGUAUUUGCUGUUUUAUAGGAUGGUUGCUUGUUGAAAAUAGAUCCGUGGCAGUUUCUACAGAUUUUUUUCCACUGAAAGGAACUGCAUUUAUAUGGCGUUUAUAUGGAUGUGAACCACAGAACUGUAUAAGAACGACAGAAGUUAACCGUAAGUGUGAAAUUGUAUUGGUUGUCAAGGAUGUUGUUGGAAAGGUGAGCACAGGAAUGUACCCGGAUGUGCCGUGAUGUAGCCGUGAAUGGCAAAUCAUGGCUGUUUUUUUGAACACCCUUAAAAGAAAAAUCUGAAUCGUACCAACAAAUUUUUUCAAAAAUUCUUGUGGCCGUUCGUGGCCCCUCUGUUUCUCGGAGCCCGUUUUAUUUGAAACUGUUGAAACUGCCGCAGCGCGCCUCUGCAUGCAGAUGUUACAUGGGGCUGUCAGUCUUGCCUUUGCAUCACAGGUGCAGGCAGCUGUGAAACAGAGCUGGGGGAAUGUUUUACAUGCGGCUCAUACAGCCGAUGGUAAAACGGAAGCAAAGCAAACAGAAGGCGGUUUACCUUUUGAAUUCUGAGCUCUGCCUCCUUAGCUGGAAGUCCCAGCCUCCACCAGUUCUCCUCCAAUAACCAGUAAUGACACUGUGACUCUGAUAAGGAAGUGGUGUCCGUCGCUCCGAUCACAUUGAAGUUUGCUGUUUGUGAGUUUGAAAGCUUGGACUUUACAAGGUAAAUCAGUACCUUGGCGUUGCACUUAGACACAAAUUUUAUGCAUGACCAAACCUUAAUAUAGCACACAGAAUGGUGCGUAUUCCCUUCCCCAGUGUUCCAUAAUGAUAUUAACAAAGUAACAUUUGAGUCACAUACAGAGCGCAGUCCAAUCCUUAGGUGUAGUUGUAGUUAUUGCUGCCUGGAGGUAGUAAUAUUGGCUUGUUUGCAUGUGUCAUUGCUGUAGAUGAUAAGAAAAAAACCCUAAAGGAUGUAAAGAAGCAAGACAAUUAUGUUUGCUCGGGUUUGAAAUACUCAUGCUUAAUGAUGAGAUUCAGAUGUGGUCAGAUUCUGUUUGUCAAGAUGGUCGCUUAUGUGAUACUGCUGGCAUCCGGGCCGGCCAGAGGACAGAGCUCUGUGGAACAAAUGUAAUAGUCACUCUGUCAUCAGCUUGCAAUUAGUCUUUUCCUGGAAAAUUCUUGGAAUGCGGUUACUGAACAGCACUGGCCAGGUAAUGAAGCAACUUCUGACUACACUGAGCUGUAGGACCCCCUCCACUCCUUUUGUGUUUGUGUGUGUUUGUAUCAAGCUUGUAUUUCUUUGUUCAAAAGGACAUAUGCUAAGAAAUGGACAAAGCAUGACAUGACAGAAUAACUUUUAGAGUAGUCUUUUAACCCACUGUUUGUUAUAAUAAUUUUCAUGUCAAUUGUAUCGUCUGAUUUCAGAAUUUUCUGAAAAACUGACUGAUUUAGUAAUGCAUUUUAGUAUGUUUGGAUAGAAACGGUUGUUUUCUAAGAAAAAAAAACUAUUUAUGCAGUUUAUAUAUUUCAUAUGAUGACAGGUGCAUCUUCAAGUAUAUGGUAACUAUUCAUUUAAAGUGUCAUAUUUUGAAAUCAGUAUUUAAAAAGUUGGAUACAAUAAUCCAAAUAAGCUUUGCAAUGAUAUAUAAAUUCUAUGCAGAUAACUAGACACAUAGGGGUUCUUUAAAUAUCAAAAGAUCUGUGAUCUAGUGAUUUACUGAUACCAAUCUAAUACAGAAGUGACAUGUUUUUCCCCUUAUGUAAUGAGAUAUAUUUUAGAGCACAUUUUAGGUUUUUGAAAAAUAUGGGUUUUUUUUGUUUUGUGGUUUGUAUUUUGGCCAGAAAGUGAGAUAAACAUGAAAUUGCUGUAUGUUUACUAUUGAAUAUAUUUACAUGUAAGGGCGAGUGAAGGAUUUACAUUUGGUCAGUGUUUAGUAGCAGUAGCAGUGUUCAUAUUGCCAGUAGUAUUUGUUUGCCUAAUUGUAUCCCUCCAUGAUCUUUAGGUUUGACCUGUAGACCGCAAAAAAAUUAAGCAUCUUAAGCAACACAAAUGGAGAAAGAAGGUCACUAAAAUACUAAGCCUUAACCCUUAAAUGCUAAUAGUUCAAUACUAUGGUUGAUUAAAAACAUUGUUUAAUAAGUGAUAUAUAUAUAAAUAAAGUAAAUUAAUGUAACUCAUCACCAUCUCUAUGCACCAGUAAUGCAGUCCUGACUGAAGCCAUGUUCACAUAAGCAUAAUUGGCCAUACUGUCUUUUUAUGCCUUAAACAUUGAGACAUGACUACUGUUGUAAACGUUAUACUUACCUUUGUAUCUGGUAAUUUUUAUAUUUUGGUCUGUGCUGAAAUAGCUGAAAUUUUGUCUGGGCCAACUAAGCUAAAACUGUUGCCCAUGCCCAGUUUAUUGUGAGAACUGGUCCGAAACAUUUUGGUUAAAAUGGUUAAUGGAGGGAACAAAAUCUAAAAACGUAGUAUUUUUAGUUGUUUUUGUUUAAUCCUAGAUUAUUUUGUUUUUCUAGAUAUGAUUGUCAUUUUUGCAAAGCCUGUUUCAGAAUAAGAUGUUUCUCAGAUAAAAAGUUCCUUGCAGAACAAAAGUUGGCCAAAAGUGUUAACUAAAACAAUCGUUUUUUUACCUGCAAUUCAAUAUAUCUUAUGACAAAUAUAUCCUGUGAAACACUGAACAGAUUUGUCAUUUUCCUCUUGGAUCACUGCCCCUGUGGUGCCUGGUUCAUGAUUGAUUGGAAUUUACUGCUUUUUUUCCUCUCUCUUUUUUUUACUUUUUUUUUUUUUUUUUUGCAUAGGGCUGUACUGAUGUUUCUAAUGUACUGUCUAAAAGUGAAACAUAUGUGUCUUAUGUGUGUUAUUCCAAUUUAUAUCACACAUUAGUGCACCUGCAGAUUUUUUGAAAGUGCAGGUCUCUUUUAUUGAAAAUGAGUGUGCAUAUAGAUUUUUGGCUGGACCGCAACAGCGGGGCCAGCCCUACAAAUGCAAAUGUCUGUGACUGAGUGAUGAAGUUACCCCAUUGGUCAGCCGAGUUAUGAAGUUACACCAUUGGUCGGCCGGUCCAGCCAUAUACUAGGUUUUGACCUGGUCUUGUUUUUUUAUUUAACUAAAUGCAGUUUUUUUUUUUUUACAUUUGCUAGAUGAGAGAAAUUGCAACUGUUGCAACAUGACCUCGUAAAGUCACACAAUAAAUCUGUGUUUCCAUUUGCUUGAGAAUAAAAUUACAGAAAACGUUUA